UCAGAGUUGCUUCCCUUGCUUUCCGGCUGACCUUCAAGCAUGGCUGUCAGACAAUUUUCCAGGAUUUCCAAACUGCUCCCACAGAAUGCAACUUUCGUUGCAUCGAGCAAACUCAGCUCCACGUGGGCAAAUGUGGAAAUGGGUCCACCGGAUGCCAUUCUUGGAGUCACAGAGGCAUUCAAACGUGAUACAAAUCCAAAAAAGAUGAAUCUAGGUGUGGGAGCUUAUCGUGAUGACAAUGGCAAACCCUUCAUUUUGGAGUGUGUCAAAGAGGCUGAACAGAUGAUGCUGAGGGAGUGUGUAGACCAUGAAUAUGCCCCCAUCAGUGGACCUCCAGAGUUCUGUAAGGAGGCAGCCAAACUGGCGUUUGGAGACAACAGCCCAGUCAUCAGUGAGGGCAGGAAUGUAACAGUCCAGGGUGUAUCUGGAACAGGAUCCCUCAGGCUUGGUGGUGAAUUCUUUUCGAAAUGGUACAAUAAGAACAAAUUGUUCUACCUUCCAAGUCCUUCCUGGGGAAACCAUACACCUAUAUUUAAACACUCGGGACUGGAGGUGAAGUCCUACAGGUACUAUGACCCAGGUACCUGUGGGUAUGACUUCAGAGGUGCUAUGGAGGAUAUAUCAAAUAUUCCAGAGGGUAGUACCAUUGUACUACAUGCGUGUGCCCACAACCCCACUGGUGUAGACCCAAAGCCUGAACAAUGGAAGGAGAUGAGUGCUCUUAUAAAGAAGAAGAAGUUGUUCCCUUUCUUUGACAUGGCCUACCAGGGAUUUGCUAGUGGAAACAUUGAUCAAGACGCAUUUGCCGUUCGCCAGUUCCUGGAAGAUGGACACCAAAUGGCUUUGGCUCAGUCUUUUGCCAAAAACAUGGGACUGUAUGGUGAGCGGGCAGGUGCCUUCAGUAUUGUGUGUGGUACUAAGGAGGAGGCAGACAGAGUUAUGUCGCAGGUUAAGAUUCUCAUCCGACCCAUUUACUCUAAUCCUCCCGUUCACGGAUCGCGCAUCGCUGCACGGGUACUCUCCAACCCGGACCUAAGGACUAUAUGGCUGGGUGAGGUGAAGGGUAUGGCUGACCGCAUCAUCAACAUGAGGAACAGGUUGAGGGAGGGACUUGCCAAGGAAGGGUCAAGUCACAACUGGCAGCAUAUCACUGAUCAGAUCGGCAUGUUCUGUUUCACCGGACUCAAACCAGACCAGGUGGAGAAGCUCACGAGUGAUUACUCUGUGUACCUAACAAAGGAUGGGAGGAUCUCUGUGGCAGGAAUCACCUCCAGUACUGUCGACUAUCUGGCUCAUGGUAUACACCAGGUCACAAAGUGAAAGUACAUCGACAUAUAGAAUGUUAACUGCAGGGAGGCAUUCAAAAGCAAAAACGUUUAGGAUUUUUUUUUCAUUUAGACCAGAUUGUCAUCAAAUGAUCAGCAAAAUUUGUUCUGCAAAUAUUGAAGAGCACAUUUAGGUUAUAAAUUAUGAUUAUAAAGUGAAAGUUGAUUAAAUAUAUUAAAAUAGGAAGCACUACUUUUCAUGUGUUUCAAAGUUGUCCUGUUAGUGCUCUAGUGGGGAGACUUAAGAAGUGGUCACCAGGGGAAAUGUUGUUUUUUUAAGGACGGGGAAAUGUUGUUUUUUUAAGGGCGGGGAAAUGUUGUUUUUUUAAGGGCGGGGAAAUGAGGAAUUUUUAAGAAAUCUGGACAGCUCUCAUUCAAAAUCCUCAAAAAAAAAAGAUAUUUAUAGGAUUUACAUCCAUGUAAGCUGGAUGGUCACAGUAGGUUGAAAGGGAUCUGAAAAGUGCUAUCGAAAUAUUGCCACAAUAAUUGUCAAGACAUUUUAAAGAAUGCUUGCAGAUGAUUUAUUUUUGUAAGAUGAUUGAAGAACUUGUACCCAAUAAUUUUCCAAAAAUUAUCUGCAACUUCAUGUGUUCAAAUUUGAUUUUGCGAUCAUGUUGUAGGAACCUCUAUGUUUACCUUGUCUUGCUAUACUGGUUUGUAGCGUAGAAUAAGUGAAGACAUUUGAUAGGUCAAACUACCCUUACUAAUUUAUCACUGAUUUUUAUACUGAAAAAUGUGUAUUUUCUUUUUAAAAGAAAUUUGAUGUUGAAUAAUGUACUUUUAUGUGAUACCAUACAAAGUACCAUACUUUUGUUUAAUGCUGAAUGCUGUAUAGAUAAUUAUGAUAUACUUUGGUUUUAUAAGUUACUUAUAUUUUAAAUAUAUAACCCUACCUAAAACCUGUGUUUGUUAUAUAAAUUCUUACAGUGUCUCUUUGUAUUUAAUUAUGCAUAAUCUGUGUAAAGCUGUGAUUCUUGCAUCUGUGUGCAUGAAGUUGACCAGCAUCCCAAAAAAAAUUAUUCAGACAAAUUAGGAGCGUUAUUCUCACUUCCACCAAGUGAAAUCAUUGUAAAUAGGUUGUUUGGAGCACAUUCGCCAAAAUCUAUGCAAAAAUGAAAUAAUCCUCUCAGUACUAGUAGUUUAUAACAGAUUCUAAUCAAGUACGGACGUUGUUAUGUGUGUAGGUGGUUGUUUUUAUUUCUAUUUGGUUAAAAUUAAUCGGGUAUAAGUUAUUGUUUAACUAGAACUCCAGCAAUGAUUGACACUGAAUAAACAAAUGAACAAAUC
Mizuhopecten yessoensis (Yesso scallop) is the source of this 2612-nucleotide messenger RNA. Its product is annotated as aspartate aminotransferase, mitochondrial-like. The transcript has 11 exons. Bases 40 to 1320 code for a protein of 426 amino acids. Lineage: Eukaryota; Metazoa; Mollusca; Bivalvia; Pectinida; Pectinidae. Gene Ontology annotation, biological process: biosynthetic process; L-aspartate catabolic process. Gene Ontology annotation, cellular component: mitochondrion. Gene Ontology annotation, molecular function: pyridoxal phosphate binding; L-aspartate:2-oxoglutarate transaminase activity. The record is from RefSeq and is a predicted model, not a curated record.